GCUUAUGUUUAUUUUUGAGACGCGUAAACAAAGGCAUAAAUAACUGCUGGUUCUCAGGUUAUCUUUAUUAAUGUACUAAUAAGUUACUGUUGAAUUGCACAAAAAAAAAGCAUUUUCGUUCUAUUCUGUAUAUGUUGAAUUUGCUUUCUUCUUUCUAUUAGCUAAUACAUAAAAAUGGCGGAGAAAGGACAGUCUCAAAAUCCUCAGGGUCAACCGCUUAUGAAAAUUGGAUAUUAUAUUUUAGGUGAAACACUUGGUGUUGGAACUUUCGGUAAAGUUAAAACUGCGAAACAUGAACUUACGGGACACAAGGUCGCUGUUAAAAUACUUAACAGACAGAAAAUCAAAAAUUUGGACGUUGUUGGAAAAAUACGACGAGAGAUUCAGAAUCUAAAACUUUUCCGCCACCCACAUAUUAUCAAGUUGUAUCAAGUUAUCAGCACUCCUACAGAUAUCUUCAUGAUUAUGGAAUAUGUGUCAGGAGGAGAACUGUUUGAUUACAUUGUGAAGCAUGGAAAAUUAAAAGAAGCUGAAGCCAGGCGCUUCUUUCAACAAAUAAUUUCAGGUGUUGAUUAUUGCCAUCGACAUAUGGUCGUUCAUAGAGAUCUGAAACCAGAAAAUCUUUUGCUUGAUCAGAAUUUGAAUGUGAAAAUAGCUGACUUUGGGUUAAGCAAUAUGAUGAUGGAUGGUGAGUUUCUUAGAACUAGCUGCGGAUCACCAAAUUAUGCAGCUCCUGAAGUUAUAUCAGGAAAAUUAUAUGCUGGGCCUGAGGUGGAUAUUUGGAGCUGUGGUGUUAUUUUGUAUGCCUUACUUUGUGGAACUUUGCCUUUUGAUGAUGAGCAUGUUCCUACUCUGUUCAGAAAAAUAAAAUCUGGAAUAUUUCCCAUUCCUGAUUAUUUAAACAAAUCUGUAGUCAAUCUAUUAGUAUACAUGCUGCAAGUCGAUCCUAUGAAAAGAGCUUCUAUGAAUGAUAUCAAAGAGCAUGACUGGUUCAAGAAAGAUCUUCCUGUAUACUUGUUUCCUGCCGCCAAUGAUCAAGACACAUCUCUAAUCAACACGAGUGCCCUAAUGGAAGUUUGUGAGAAACUGUCUGUGCGUGAGAGUGAAGUGCACAGUGCUCUUCUGAGUGGUGACCCUCAUGACCAAUUGGCAAUCGCAUAUCACUUGAUUUUAGACAACAAGAGAAUUGAAGAUGAGACAUCCAAGUAUGAGAAAAAUAGUUUCUACUGGGCUUCUAGUCCACCUCCCACCACAACCGAUAUCAGUAGCCCUGGUAAGACUCAUCCAGAACGAAUUGGUGGGCGCCAGAGAAUGAUGAGCGGUGGUAACAGUACUGACAAAAGUAAAGGAACUCCAAUGAAACGGGCAAAAUGGCAUUUAGGCAUCAGAUCUCAGAGUAAGCCGUUUGAUAUUAUGACUGAAGUUUACAGAGCCAUGAAGGCUCUUGAUUUUGAAUGGAAAACGGCAAAUCCUUUCCAUAUCAUUGUCAGGAGACGACACCCAGUAACUAAUAAAUAUACAAAAAUGACUUUGCAGUUGUAUCAGGUAGAUUAUAAAAGUUACCUUUUGGAUUUCAAGUCACUUGCAAACAAUGAAGAAGGUAUUGAUAGUCAGAGUUCUACUGAGUCAAUUUCGUCCAACUGUCAACAAUCAUAUAAUAUUAUGGAGUUUUUUGAGAUGUGUGCUGCACUUAUCGCUCAGUUAGCUCGCUGAGUUGAGUUGUUGUGGAGAGGUUCCUGGUUUUUGAAUGUGUGUAUUUUGAGUUUAUAACUUCUGAAAGUCUGUUUUGUGAUAUGUAAAUUUUUUUUUUCUUUUUGAAUGUGUCCCGAGUGGUAUGUAAAUAAAUCAGAGAGUUGUAUAUAAACUUACGUCAAAGUUGCUUUCGUAAUCUGUACAUAGCUUUAUCGCUGAAACUUGUCUUUGUACAAAGGACUUUAUAUAUGUAUAUUUGUGAUAGUUAGUUUAUUUUAAAGAGUUUUUAUGUCUAUCUAUAUCUAUAUAGUAUAAAAAAAAUGUAUAGAAUGUGCAUAGAGGAAUAUCAAGCACAUUAUGUUUUAUCAAAUUAAACCCAAUGUACUUUCAGAAAAAUGAGAAAGUUUCUCAUUAUUGUAAUUCUAUAUUGUUUAUCUUCAAAUUUAAAAAUGAAUAAAGUCUUUAUUCUAA
Messenger RNA from Parasteatoda tepidariorum (common house spider), 2163 nucleotides. RefSeq names its product AMP-activated protein kinase alpha subunit (gene AMPKalpha). Gene Ontology annotation, biological process: intracellular signal transduction; protein phosphorylation. Lineage: Eukaryota; Metazoa; Arthropoda; Arachnida; Araneae; Theridiidae. The record is from RefSeq and is a predicted model, not a curated record. Gene Ontology annotation, cellular component: cytoplasm. Gene Ontology annotation, molecular function: protein serine/threonine kinase activity; ATP binding.